Messenger RNA from Haemonchus placei, 1026 nucleotides. The record is from the annotation of a GenBank genome assembly. NCBI's taxonomy places the organism in Eukaryota, Metazoa, Nematoda, Chromadorea, Rhabditida, Trichostrongylidae.
AUGGAUUUUGAACUGAGCAGGAAGUUUCUCUGGACCGAUAGCACCGUUGCCCUGAGGUGGGCUAAUACCGAUAAGAUAGUUCCGGUCUUUGUCCGUAAUCGCGUGAAGACAAUUCAAUCUGUUACCUCAGACGUUAUCAUGCGUUAUGUUCCCACAAAAGAUAAUCCUGCUGACAUUGGUUCUCGUGGAGCGACUCUCACAGAACUACAAGCCACGGAUAAGUGGUGGAACGGACCCGACUUCCUGAUGAGGGAUGAAACAACGUGGCCUGUGAACGUUCCCGCUACAACCAUGAAUGCGCAGCAAUCUCAAUCGAAGGGUGCUCCUCUCGAUGCCCUAGACGGAACCACAGAAAACCAGCACGCUAUCGGAGGUCGUAUUCUCAAUAUCGAGGAUGCCAGAACACUGAUGAAGGAGACAGAAGCUGUAGUGAAUACAAGACCGCUAACUUACGUCACGAAUGACAGAGACCACAUUCCAAUACGACCCAUCGACUUUCUGCGCCCCUAUGCUCAACUCUCAGGGCCAUAUCCCCAAGCACAUUCCAGUGGAUAUUUCCAGAACUCCAGCACCUACGAAUCUCUCAUAGAGGCAUGGAUCGAAACAUCGAAACUGUUAUCCUCCUUCUGGAAACGAUGGACGUCGGAGUAUCUAACUUCACUACGCGAGCAAUACAGAAACGAACACCACAAACCGAGAUCGCAUGAAUCUCACCAACCAGAAAAGGGCGACUUUGUGCUCGUCUACGAUCCAAUUCUCGAUCGCGGUCAAUGGAAAAUGGGCGAGGUCAUCGGAUCCCGUGAUGGCUUCCGUCGAUCAGCAGAUAUACGGCUUGCAUCUAGGACGGUAAUCACCCGCCCUAACAACAUGAUCUACAAGCUAGAGUUGCAUCCAGCUUCUUCAAAAUGGAAACUCACCGAGCAAGCAAUGCCAGCCCUUCAUCAAGACCACAACGCAGAAACACAAUGGAAGAGGACGAAUAGCACCACAAACAGAACAGAAGGUCAUCGACUGCAAUACGAGUGA